Molecule: messenger RNA, 1941 nt
Organism: Prorocentrum cordatum
Lineage: Eukaryota; Dinophyceae; Prorocentrales; Prorocentraceae
Source: the annotation of a GenBank genome assembly
CGGGAUGGUGCCGCCCUCCCGCGAGCCCCAGCGCAGCCUGGCUCGCCGCCAGGAAGUGCUGGCCCACCGCUUGGCCGCGUGGGCAAGCGCACGCCCAUGGUCAGAGGCGGCUGCUGCCUGGCCACCGCUAACGUGACAUCACGGGGGCCCUUGAACGAGUACCUCCUUCAGGCGGAUGGCCAGACGACCCUGGCACUGGCCGUGCAAGGGCACCACUGCGCGGCAAGUGUCUUGGCGACGCAGCAGCGGGCGGCCAAGGAUGCAGGGUGGCACGGGGUCUGGAGUGCCGCCACACCGUCCCCUACCUCGACGACUGGGUCGAUCGGCGGGGUCGCGGUGCUGGCCCCCGCCAGCAUCCAGCUGACGGGGCCCCCUGGGCGCGACUCGCAUGUGCUGGUGCCUGGGCGCCUGGUCGCUGGGCAUGUUCGAGCAGGACCUCAGGGGGGCGCGGUGGUGCCGAGCGUGCACCUACACGUCGGAGAGAGCCUCUCGGCGAACAACCUAGGCAUCCUCUGGCAGCUGGCCCAGCACCUCGGCGUGCUGGAGGCGGAGGGCUACCACUGGGCGGCCACGGGCGACUGGAACAUGGAGGCGGACGUCCUGGACUUCGGCUGGGUCCGAAAGCUGCGCGCGCAGAUUCGGGCCACGCACGACGACCAAGGCCUGCAGAUCCUUUGGGGCCUGCUGUUGGAGGGGGUCGAGACGGAGAUCCUCAACAGGCGGGACUUGGUGGGGCCUGCCCGCCGCGCCUUCGCAGGUCGUGGCACGCGGAAGGUGGGCGCUGGCUUGAGAUGGGAGAUAGCGCAGUGGAGGCCACCCCAGAAGCGGAAGCUGCGGGGGCUAGAGGCCCACGCCUGGGCGGCGCUGGUGGCUGGGUGGGCGUCCGGGGGCAAGUGCAUGAAGUCGAUCGCGGCCACCCUGGCGCACCUCAGGACGUUCCUGGCGGACAUCGAGGACCAUGUGCACUGGCGAAUCUUGCCGCCGUGGGCACAACGGCCUUUCCGAGCCGACGCCAACUGGGCAGAGGCCGACUUCGAGCGGGACUUCAAGCGCGCGCUGGCUGAGGCGAGGGAGAGGCUGAGGAAGCUGGUCCAGGCCCCUGGAAGGAGCGGGUGGAUGAUGCCUUCCUGGGCGGCGCUGGCGCGGCGCACGCGACCUCCAAGGUGCCUGUGCUUCAGGAGGCACUGCCCGCGCUGCAGGAAAAAAGGCUCGGCGGCCUUAGUGGACGGGGAGAUGAAGCCGUGGAUCGACAUCUGGAACUACCGCGGCCUCACCAGCGUGGAGCUGCCGAACGACGCGCACACGCGGGACGAGUUGCCGCCAGUGCAGCUGCACAACGUCCGCGAUGUGCUGCGCUCCUUCCCAUGGCGCACAUGGGUGGGCCAGUCGGGCAUUCCGCCGAGGGCGCUGGAGGAUCUCUCCGACGACGCCCUGCGCGCCAUGAUCGCGGUCUACCACAAGUGCGAGGAGCUCCUCGCGUGGCCGAGUGGCCGCCUCAUCAACACCAUGGUGAGGUUGCCCAAGCCUGACGGGGGCUGCAGGCUGAUCGCGACCUUGGUGAGACUGUGGAGUCGAGCGCGAAGGCCGAUCACCAAGGCCUGGGAGCUCGCCCAUCCUUCGCCCCUGGUCUGGAGCACAGGCCCUGGACGCUCGAGUUCUGGCUCCGCGUACGAGCUGAACCUGGCCAAGGAGCAGGCUCGCCUCGGCGGCUCGGAUUCAGCCCAGGUUGCCCUCGACCUCUGGAAGGCCUACGAGCUGGUGGCGCCUGAGGCUCAGCUGGUGGACGCCCGAGCGCCGGGGUCCCCCCUGAGGCUGGCGUGGGUGCUGCUGAGCACCUAUCGGCAGCCAAGGACGCUGGCGGCGUUCAACACUACGUCGGACCUCUUCGUGGCCUGGCAGGGGAAAAUCGCAGGUUGCGGCCAUGCCAACUCGCUGCUGCUG